AAUGAUCCACAGCACCACAGCCCAGUCCACGGAUGGCCCUCGGCGACGGCGCCACCCCGGCCCCGGUGCCAAACCUCUCCAUCUCCGGCGCCGCCCUCGCCGCGCUCCUCCACCGCUGCGCCGCCGCCGCCGCCGACUGCGACGGCCUCCUCUUCGGCCGCGCCUCCCACCUCCCCGCGCCGCCGGCCUCCCUCUCCGACUACGACGACCUACCGCCCGCCCCCGCGCUCUCCAUCUCCGUCUCAGGCCACUGCUCCCUCUCCCACCCCUCCUCCCUCUCCGAUCCUCUCGGCCGCUUCCAGGCCCCCUCCUCGGAUCCCUCCUCCGCCGUUGGCUUCUUCUCCUCCCGCCGCCGAACCGCGCUCCGCCCCUCCAUGCGCGAGCUCGCCCUCGCCAACUCCCUCUCAAAGACCAUAGAAGGCCGCACCACCGCCCAUCCCCUCCUCUUCAUCCUCGUCUCCCCCUCCGCCUCCCCCAACUUCUCCACCCACUCCUACGACUACCGCACCUUCCUCCUCCUCGGAUCCCGCCUCGUCCCGGCCUCCAUCAGCGUCGUCAACGUCGGCCCCGGCUUCAGGGACCAGUACCACGCCUUCUACCCAGAAUCUCCAAUGCCCUGCCUGCCGAUUCCUCAGCCUUCGUCGCCAGAGCCCACAGGUCAACGUCACACUCACACCAAUGGUGAGCAGAAGGCGGUGGAUGAAAUGGUGGACGGGUUUGGGAUCGGGAGGCUGCAAGGGGUCCUGGGCUCUGCAGCAGGGCAGGCGGCGGAGAUGGAUGACAUGUAUGCUGGGAUGCUCAGGAAGUUGGAGAAGCUCGCCAGGGAGGUGGAGGAGAGCAACCUCCGUGUUCUCGAGCAGGAGAACCGGAACCUGCUGCUGAGGUAUAGAUACGCAGGAAUGCAAUAGGACCAAAGUGUUUUUGGUCUUAUCAAGGUAUGUAUACCAUGUUGAGGGAUUCUGCCAAACUUAUUUUUAGUAUGUCAUUCAGAUUUGUAAUGAGUUGAAAUGGCUCAUUAGUAGCUCCAAGUCGCACUCCAAUUUUGGUAAUGUGCCACGUAUGGUCUUGUGACUGACUGCUUUUGGUAUAAUAAUUAAAAAAAAACUCUGAAGAUAUCCAUACCAUAUUAUUUUUAUGGGAAAUUGGAGGAGCACUUCCCUUCAUAUUAGUACCUUGGAUAGGAAUCACAUAGAAACAUAGGCUAGUAGCAUAGGCUGUCACAAAGUGACAUUAAUCUACAAAUUGCUAGGACUGAUUUAUGCUACCGAGGAACAAGAAGCUAAGAAACAUGAAGCAUCAGCUAUGCUCUCUGAAAAAGCUUCUCUGUCUCUGCCCACGAAGCUCCCAUAGUUCAGUUGUGUGAUAUAGUUUUACUUUUGUGGUGUUAAUCCUCAUGCAGUUGUAAUUGUUCCUGUAUUCAUCACUGCUACAUGGUGUUUGAGCUAUAACUUGUUUGCAUCUUGUUGUCAUUAUGAUCAUCAUCAUGUGCUGAAUUGCUGAUGGCUGUUUCCAACUGGUUUCAUCUAAGGUGUAUGAUGUGAGUCGAAGUUGGGACUUGAUAGUGUGCAUUGGACUUUUGGCAUGUAUGGGUAGGGACUGGGGAGGGGGAGAGCAUGUGUUUGUGUGUGGAAGAAGGUGCCUGGGGAUGUGUUUUGCGUACGGUGGUGUGAUGGAUGUGAGGAGGUCGGUCAAGUUUGUUUGAUGCAUGAACGAUCAGCAUCAUAUAUCGGUCGUGUAAUGUAAAUGCAAUCCUUGUUGGAGUGGAACAGUCGUUGUUUGUUGGAAAGGAGAAGAGAUUUCGUUACUCGCUCCAUGUUAUGCUGUCAUGUAGUUGGUUGUUUUUUUUUCCCCUUCAUUUGAUUACCUGUCAGACAGAAGCUAGUAGAGCACAGUAGAGAGUUGAAUUAUCCGGAAUGAUAAGAUGCUGAUUGGAUGUC
Setaria italica (foxtail millet) is the source of this 1937-nucleotide messenger RNA. RefSeq lists its product as uncharacterized. Gene Ontology annotation, molecular function: polyubiquitin modification-dependent protein binding. The coding region runs from base 33 to 908 and encodes 291 amino acids. The transcript is spliced from 2 exons. The record is from RefSeq and is a predicted model, not a curated record. Lineage: Eukaryota; Viridiplantae; Streptophyta; Magnoliopsida; Poales; Poaceae. Gene Ontology annotation, cellular component: nucleus.